GCCGCAAUAUCUCAGAUUCCAACCCUGUCAUUCUAUCAUUUGUAUCAGAACGAGCAAAUCAAGUAUGCAUCCUGAAUAUGCCUGCAACCUUCUACCUGCGCUCUCCCUUCCGCCUUGGGAAGAGAGCCUGUGCCGAGAGGUUUACAUGACCUUAGGUGGAGAACAACGGACUCCUUUCCACGCCUACGUCCGGCCACGCCCUAUCUGCCACUGCUCUGGUGCUACGAAACCUAGUGUGGAUGCGUGGCCUUUCACUCGACUAGCACCAGAACUCCAGCUCUCUGUACUGGCCAAUUGCUCGGCUGACACCCUCUAUCAAUGGAUGCACGUCUCAUCCUGGUUCCGCAGGGAAGCUUCUAAUCUGUUCUGGUCACAGCCAGACACCUAUUUUCUCGUUGAUGCGUAUUGGCUCCUGCAAGGAGCCUAUGCCGGCGGCACCUUUGCAGACACGACUAUACUCACUUAUGUGCAACAAGUCGAAGUAGCAUGCCCUACAGGUAUCAGCGAUCGAAUUUGCCCGCUAAAAGAUGGGCGAUUGCAUGUUCAGGAAGGGGUGGCUGUUACUUUCUGGGCUAUGUUGCGAUCCAGGUGUCACGCGUAAAGAAAGUUAUUUUGAACCAUAAUGGAGAAAGUGGCCGCUGGGAGGAUGACAAAGAACCGUUUGCAUAUGUCCUACAGCUUCUUCUCUGGUCUUGCCCGCCAGAUAUAAAGGCCUCUGCGCUUUACAAAACAAAACAGAAGUCGCGCCAGCCUGUAUAUGCUACUAAGACACCUAGUCGUCUGUGGCGUCGAGUCUCCUUCGCACUGGCAGCAGAUGGUGAAUGGGAAGAGCGUGAACCUGAACUGUCUCGGAAGACCAUUCUCCUACCACCGAAACUAUUUCAGGGUCCAGUAGGCAGAUUUCAGCAACUGCUCCACGAACGCUGCCAGCAGCUUACGCUCCGGCGCGUUGGCCUAUGGCCACUUAUGGUAGAAGCCCUCGAUCGGUAUCACUUUGACCAAGGACGCAACGAGCCAUUUUCUUGUCCACUACCUGCUUGUGAUGGUUACUUUACUAAGGCUGGAGCGUGGUCAGUCCACGCAGCAGAAAACCAUUGCGGCCAGUGGUCAAGCUUGUUGAGCAUCUUGCCUGGCCAAGUGGGGGUUCACUUUGAAGCACGCCGUCGGGCGCUGGAGAGCAACGAGAAGCGCGUACAAGAGCAAUACGAGGAGGUACAACACACGUGGAGAACAGCGAGCAAGACGACUCAGCAAGAAAUACAGCGUAGCUGGAUGGAGCAGCUAGGCAGCGACCCUUCAUGGGAGACUAGCAAACAAGGCGAACAAAGCGAUGUUUGGCGUCAUUUCAUUAACCACAUGACCCCUGGGUGGUUGGAAGGAUAAGGAAGCGCAAUUUGUGAGCCAAAAGGGAUCCAAGAAGAUUAGGCAAGCGCUUCUCGUGCACAUAGCACACGAAAAGUUCAUAUAUAUCCUAUCUAUCCCAGCUUUUGCACCACUUUCCACUAUCUGCACUUAUACUAGCUACUGGGCUGC
Paraphaeosphaeria sporulosa is the source of this 1533-nucleotide messenger RNA. RefSeq lists its product as uncharacterized. Bases 487 to 1383 code for a protein of 298 amino acids. The record is from RefSeq and is a predicted model, not a curated record. The transcript has a single exon. Lineage: Eukaryota; Fungi; Ascomycota; Dothideomycetes; Pleosporales; Didymosphaeriaceae.